Molecule: messenger RNA, 1638 nt
Organism: Angiostrongylus costaricensis
Lineage: Eukaryota; Metazoa; Nematoda; Chromadorea; Rhabditida; Metastrongylidae
Source: the annotation of a GenBank genome assembly
AUGGCACUGAACAUACCAAAGUCCGGCUUUCAACGCUUUAUGAAAGAUGGAGCGCAGCUCUUCAAAGGCACCGAUGAGGCCGUGUUAAGAAAUAUCGACGCAUGCGUCGAGUUGGCUUCACAACUGAAAUCCGCUUAUGGUCCUAAUGGAAUGAACAAGAUGGUCAUAAAUCAUAUCGAGAAGCUGUUUGUGACGAAUGAUGCUGCCACAAUCCUCAAGGAACUGGACAUUCAACAUCCAGCUGCAAAAAUAAUCAUUCUGGCCAGUCAAAUGCAGGAGAAACAGAUUGGAGAUAACACCAACACAGUGGUGAUCUUGGCCACAGCUUUGCUAGAACAUGGCGCUGAACUCAUCAAUAUGGGCCUCACACCACAGGAAGUCGCUGCUGGCUACGAACAUGCUGCUGAGAAAGCGCUUGAGAUCCUGCCAAGUCUUGUUGUUCAGGAGGCGACAGAUUUGAGGGAUCUUUCAAUGUUCCUGCGUUCUGCUAUUACCUCAAAACAAUACGACAACGAGGAAAUCAUUGCAGAUUUGGUGGCAAAAGCUUGUGUUCGAACUGUACCGAAAAACAGCUUUAAUUUCAAUGUUGACAACAUCCGAAUCUGCAAACUCCUUGGCUCCGGAGUGAAUUCGUCAAUGGUAAUGAACGGUAUGGUUUUCAAACGAGGAGCGGAAGGUGAGGUUAAGAGUUCGGAAAACGCUCGGAUCGCUGUGUUCACGUGUCCAUUUGAUCUAACACAGACCGAGACUAAGGGCACUGUACUCAUCGAAAAUGCACAAGAGUUGAUGGGAUUUGCGAAAGGAGAAGAAAGCGAAGUUGAAUCUCAAGUGAAAGCUCUCGCUGAUAACGGAGUCCAAGUUGUUGUGGCGGCAGGAAAAUUUGGCGAUCUGUAUCUACACUUCCUUAACAAGUAUAAAAUCAUGGGUGUAAGACUUACGUCGAAGUUUGACCUACGGCGUCUCUGUCGUACUGUGGGAGCCCAGGCCCAGGCUAGAAUUUGUGCUCCUGCUGUAAAUUUACUUGGGAAGUGCGAUGCCGUCUACGUAAAGGAGAUCGGUGAUGAGAGCGUGGUAGUUUUUGAAAACAAGGGGGAGAAAGGAAAUGUGGCAACAAUUUUGAUUCGUGGGUCUAGUCAGUCGCGAAUAGAUGAUGUUGAGCGUGCUGUCGAUGAUGCGAUUAAUACCUACAAAGCCCUCACAAAAGAUGGAAAGGUUCUUCCCGGUGCUGGUGCUGUGGAAAUUGAGUUGGCCCGACAGAUCGAAAAUUACGGAGAAAAAUGCCCGGGACUAGAACAGUAUGCUAUUAAAAAAUUCGCUUAUGCAUUGGAAACAUUGCCGAAAUGUAUUGCGGAGAAUUCUGGUAUGGACGCCACUGACAUCUUAACAAAGCUCAAUGCAGCACACGAAACUGGUCAGCGGAACGCGGGUAUCGAUAUCUGGAAGCACGAUAUCAUGGACGCAGCAGAGAACAAUAUUUUGGAUCUUUAUGCUGGAAAAAAACUCGCCAUCAAGCUAGCAACUGAUGCGGCUGCUACGAUCCUGAAAGUUGACCAGAUCAUCAUUGCCAAACAAGCAGCAGGUGGUCCUACUCCUCGCGGGCCCAAACCUCAGGACGAAGACGACGAAGGGAUGGUGUGA